GCGGAGUCAGGGACUGCAGCCAGGAGGAGGCGGGACGGCGCAGGGGGCAGCGAGGAAGCGCCCCGGGAGCGUCCGCGUGGCCGUGACUGGCAGCGCGCGCGCGCGCGCGGCCCUAUACAGCACCUGACAACCCAUGGUAACCCUGGGCCCGUGGCGGGGCGAGUCUCCCGCAUCGCCGGGGUAACAGGCCGUUCUCCACGAUCGUUCCUAGAGAGCCGGGACACCGCGGUCGCCAUGGAGCGGCUGAGCAUAUCCCCGGGAGCCGCCGCUGCCGUGGACGAGUACUUGGAGUACAGAAGAGUGGUUGGUGAAGAUGACGGAGGGAUCCUCUUUACUCCUGAAGAGUAUGAAGAAUAUAAAACGAAAGUCCUUCCCAUGCGGUUACGAAACAGAUUGUACGUGAGCUGGCGAUCACCAACAGGCAUGGACUGCAAACUUGUCGGCCCGGAAACUUUAUGUUUCUGUACACACAGGUAUAAACAACAUAAAACGGAUUUUGAAGUCAUUCCACCAGAACGCCCAAUUUCCUUGCCUUGCAAAGUGAGCCAAUGCCCUUGCAGUGCCUUUUACUAUGUACCUUUAAAUGGAACUCAACCCAUUCGGUGCAGGUGUAAACAUUUUGCUGACCAACACAGUGCAGAUCCAGAACGGGCUUGCAGGGCAUGUACCAAAUGCCCAGGAUUUCAUAGUUACUUCACUUGUGGUUGUGGCCAUCCCACAUAUACACACGAGACCAUAGUGGAAACAAAGGAGGAGAGGCUUGCCCUAGGAAAGCCAGUGGGACAGGAUGUUCCUUAUGCUGCAAUGGGAGGAUUAACAGGAUUUAGUUCAUUAGUAGAAGGCUACAUGAGACUUGAUGACAGCGGAAUAGGUGCACCUUCACUUGAAGCUUUAGGAUCUCCAGUGAUUGCCAUGGACCACCCUUUCCUACGAGCACAUCAAGGGCCAUCUAGUUCUCUUCAAGGUACAAGUAAUCAAGACUCUUCCUUAAGGAGACCCGAUGAGGAUGACAUGGCUUACUUUGAACGGCGUUACCAAGAAAGGCUGAAAAUGGAAAAGGCUGCAAAGAAGAAAACAGCAGGGGCCUUGCCAUCAAAGAUGAAGCAGAAGGAUGAAAAGAAAUGAAUAAAUGUAGCUGAAAUCCAUUGGUGCAAUAUAUAGAUGCGUUUCCCUGCACUGUGGAAUACUCAUACUGCAUUUAAAGCCAUUUUCAGCCUUUCUUUGGGCUCAUUUGUGAGGCUUAGGUUCCCUUUGCCAAAAUUAACAUGUGGUUUGUACCCAUCCUAGACCGACUCCCCCCAUCCCCCCGCAUCUCUUUCUCUUUAGCUUAUAUUCAUAUUAAAGAGUUUAGGUGCUUAAAAACAGCAAAAGGUUUCUAUCCUACAUCUUUGGUCUAAUCCUUUCAUCUCUCAGGAGAACAAUUGUUGAGGCGGCAAUGUGAGUAUUUUAAGAGUACGUAAAGGCAGCAGGGUGGCACAGUGCAUCGAGUGGCAGGCCUGGACUCAGGAAGACUCAUUCAUCUUCCUGAGUUCAAAUCCAGUUUCACUAGCCAAGUGACCCUGUUGGCCUCAGUUUCCUCAUCUGUAAAAUGAGCUGGAGAAGAAAUGGCAAAGCACUCCAGGAUCUUUGCAGAGAAAACCUCAGAUGGGGUUGGGAAGAGUUGGAUACGACUGGAACGACUGAACAAAAAAGACAGGUUUCACAUUCAGAAUUUAAAAAACUUCCAAACAUUUUGUAAAAUGCAUAAUUUCCCCUCUGCAGCAUCUUUAUUGAAUUAGUCUUUAAUUCAUUGAUGCAUUAUAUUUUAUUAUACAUGUUUGCUCUUUCUCUGAAGCUAAGAGUUUGUGCUGAAAAUCAAAGUUUUCAGGCAGCUGAGUUUAAAUUCCAAUUUUUGUUAUUAUAGCUGAGAAAUUAGGAAUGAAAACAGCUGCAACCAGUAAGGUGAAACAAAAAAAAAUGUUCUUUAUUGAUUUAGAAUCCGGUGAUGCCUUAAAUGUGCCCUUUGAUUGUUCCCCAUUAUGUGCUCAUCUGAUUUUGACGGUCUUUUUUUUUUUUUUAAACUAUAAGCUCUAGGGUUGCUGUCUAAAUUUAGGAGCAUCUUAGACAUCUUUCAGAACCACACAGGGCUCAGGAGGUACAUUUUGAUUGCUAAGAUAGCAGGGGAGCCAGUGGAAAGCCUUUUGCCUCAUUCCUGGGGUUGUCAACACAAUCCUUCUGCAAUAAGUUGGCAUCAAAUAUGUAGGGUUCAAGAAUGAGGGAAAUGGCAAAACUGAGUUAAUCAACUUUCAAGUUGGGAAAAUAAUGAAUUAAAAGUACAUCUUGAUACUUAGAUUGGCUGAAUAGAACAAGAAGUUGUCUCUAAAAUGUGUUGUCAGUAACAUGCUGAGAUGUUAUUUAGGCUUGUCAAAUUCUGGCCCUCUGGCCCCCCAAGGACUUCAAUUACUGGAAAUAAUUUAGUAGGGUUUUUUGUUUUGUUUUGUUUUAAGCUUUUAGGGCUUUUUAGAUUUGAUGUAGAAAGUCUUAGUUGAACAUUCAUCAGGACAUCUUACUUUUAGCUUUGAGAAAAUGAGAUGAUAAUAACAACUCACAUUUAUCCUGAACUUUGAAGUUCAAAGAACACUUUUCUCUUGACAACUUUAUGGGACAAAAGGUUCAGUUAGACAAGUAGAAAUUGACUCCAAGUUUUUAACCUUGGUUUCUUCCACCCUAAAUCAAGCAGUCUUUCCUCCUCCACUUUGGCAAGAAAGCACUAUGAAAAAGUAAAAAAAGUAGCCCUGGAGAAGUAAUAAUGUAUAACAUGGUUAGUUAAACAUUGAUGUUGAAGAGUUUGUUACAAAGACAUUUUUUCACAUGCUCAAUUACUGUAAAAAUGAAAGUAUUUUUGACUAAAACUUUUUCAAAUAAAAAUUAUGAUUUGGUUACUAA
Molecule: messenger RNA, 2925 nt
Organism: Monodelphis domestica (gray short-tailed opossum)
Lineage: Eukaryota; Metazoa; Chordata; Mammalia; Didelphimorphia; Didelphidae
Gene: FAM221A
Product: family with sequence similarity 221 member A
Source: RefSeq, a predicted model, not a curated record